Messenger RNA from Hypomesus transpacificus, 2105 nucleotides. It is a transcript of the gene cspg5b, whose product is annotated as chondroitin sulfate proteoglycan 5b. Gene Ontology annotation, biological process: nervous system development. NCBI's taxonomy places the organism in Eukaryota, Metazoa, Chordata, Actinopteri, Osmeriformes, Osmeridae. The record is from RefSeq and is a predicted model, not a curated record.
CACGUUCUCAUCGUUUUCGCCUCUCUCUCACACAGCGCGCGUGCCUCUCGCAUCAGCGGCGGCUUAACGGAUCGCUCGUGCAAGAGUGACCGGGCUCAUUACAAUCCAGUCUACAACGUCCACCGGCCGCGCGCUCUUCCCGGUGGCACUGCUGGACACAUAGAAACGCGUUAACAGCAAGUGAAGGUCCAUAUGGAACUAUGAGACCGGUGUAGACCUGUAAACGGACAUUAUUUGAAAACGGUGGACUACAUUGAUGGUGCCAUAACGAACAUGUCAAGACCGGAAAAUAUCUGAACUCGUUGACCAUUUGAAUUAUACACUGCCUAACCCUGCCUACCGAAGCCGGUAUCCAGUUGAGUGAGUGUAGUGGGGUCUAGCCUAUUUAAUUGACCAGUAGUGUUUGUCAGUGUCUGAGGAAUUCGAGACCGGAAUGGCAGUGCACGGAUGUAACCGGUCAGGGAUCAGGCAGGUGCUGCUACACAUCUUUGUACUUCUCAUCCCUCUAUCCGCCGCUCAAGGUCGCUCCUUUUUGGCUUCUGCAAGAAGACAGAAUCACCAUUUCAACCAAUCGUCUGUUGCUGUAGCACGGGAAGGGCGUGGUGACAGGACGGUUCUCAGCGAUGACUCAGCGGAGAGAGACCUCCUGAUUGGAGCAGGAAUUGGUUUAGGGGCUGGACUUCCUGUCAGCACUGUCAAUCGGCACCCCUCUCAUAAACAUGCCCACCUUGAUUUCCCGGAGGAGGAGACAAUCAGCGAGGAGCUCACGGCGGGCGGCGGAAGUCCUGAUCAGCCAGCACACCUCUCCUCUGAUGACAUCAUCACAGUGGAAUUCCACAGCCCAGCCCCUGACACGUCCAUGGCCUCUGACCUUUAUCCUGAUUGGAUGAAACCUCCAAAGCCCUUGCAGCAGAAGUCAGGAGACCCCACUGCCUGGACACUGUCUGACUUCUACGAAUACCUGUCCCCCGACGAUGACCUCUCAGCCCUGGAUACAACCCCCAAUCCUGAGCCCUCCCCCUCACCUCCACCCGACAUGGAAGAUGAGAACCCCCUCCUGGUUGGCUCUCCCGUUGUCCCCGACAACACAGAGCCCAACAGCAAUGCCCAACCCACCCAACCCCCACCAGUGGUGCUCGUGGGUCAAGGGUCAGGGAUGGAGGGGCGGGAGGGUCCAGACGGGUGUAGUUUGGGGUUCGUGAGGUCGGAAAGGGGGACAUGCGUGUCCCAGUGUGACAGCCAACCAAACUUCUGCAACAACGGCGGGGUGUGCCAGCUGUGGCGGGGGGUAGGAGCGUUCUGCAGGUGUAAUGUGCAGGAUUAUAUCUGGAACAAGGGCUUGCGCUGUGAUUGGGUGAUCACUGAGUUCCAGGUGCUCGCUGUUGUGGUGGGCGUGGCCUCUUUCAUGCUCCUCCUCCUCCUCAUGAUCAUCGUGUUCUUUGCCAAGAGGCUCCACCUGCUCAAGAAAGAAAACAAACGGCUACGCAAACGCAGUAGUAGGUACCGUCCCCACAGUGAGCCACAGACGGAUGGUUUCUCUGUCUCCACGGUAACGGACGGCUCCCACCCAAACGAUGACCCUCAGAAGCCGGAGGACCCUGUGAAAUCCCCUCCCCCCGUAGAAGAGGAAAACCUGAACAUCAGGAACUCUCAUUCGCCAAAACAUGAGAACAACCGGCCAACUUCUGUUGUCGACCACGGCCAUGGCCCCAGCCCUAACAACACUGACGAAGCGCCGGAGGUAAACUCUCACCAGAACAACAUGGCAUAAAACCACCAGCCCCCACAUUGAGACUAUAGAACAGCAACAUACCAUCAGCCCCCACACUGAGACUAUAGAGCAACCGUAUACCUCAGUGUACAGAUAGAACCACUGAGCUCAAAUCACACCCUAUUUCAGUAGAAAGUACCUAUUAGUCUAUACCACAGCUGCUGAAAACAAUUCAGAAUAAGUUGAAAUGAAACAAGCCCUGGCCAAAUACUUGGACUGGUCCAUAUAUGUAUCUCUCAAGUAUAUCUAUUAUAUACUUUUAGACUUUUGUCAAAAGUAGUGCAGUGUAUGAGGAUUAGGGUGUGACUUGAGACACACACCGCUAACUUCAAAA